UAAAAUAAACUUAUAUUUUAAACCUAGUUUAAUGCAUUUUAAUAUUUUUUUUCCAAGGAUGUUGUGAUCGAUGGAAGCGUCCCUGCUGCACACUCAGGGAUGGAAGCGUCCCUGCUGGAUGAUGUAGAUGAACAGGGAGACAUUGCUUGUGACAUGACCGUUGCAAAGAAAAUGAAAAGUGCGGCCGCUGACGAUGGUGGUUCAGCAAAGGACGAUGAGAGAGGAGACCAUCAAGGCAAAAUCUGUGGCUAAUUCGAAAAUACAUAUUGUCAAGUUGAAGUGGGCGGACAAACGAAAUACAUUGGACACAGCUAUUUAUCUUAUGCGAUGUUUGGAGAACUUCAUGGGAGAUAUUUCAUCAAAUUGGAAGUGUGACAUGUACAACGCAAGUGCACGCCAAUUAUCUCGAAUGCGCGUGAGGUAUUGCUCGUCCAUAAUAUCAUGGAAUGGGAAUGAUAAGAAAAAAGAGAUUCAGGAGACUGCUGCAAAAGAAUAUCAUGAGAUUUGUCUUGAUCCAUCUGUUAACAUAAAUUCAUUAUUGGCCGGUUGAGUUAGCUUCAUUUUUACGGGAGUUUAAUUAUCUAGAUUUUUGGACAUAUUUUAAUUAUCAGUUUUCCAACAUU
Salvia miltiorrhiza (redroot sage) is the source of this 623-nucleotide messenger RNA. RefSeq lists its product as uncharacterized. NCBI's taxonomy places the organism in Eukaryota, Viridiplantae, Streptophyta, Magnoliopsida, Lamiales, Lamiaceae. The transcript has 2 exons. The record is from RefSeq and is a predicted model, not a curated record. Bases 194 to 550 code for a protein of 118 amino acids.